This is a messenger RNA of Papaver somniferum (opium poppy), 2371 nucleotides long. Its product is annotated as S-type anion channel SLAH2-like. Bases 297 to 2105 code for a protein of 602 amino acids. Gene Ontology annotation, molecular function: voltage-gated monoatomic anion channel activity. The record is from RefSeq and is a predicted model, not a curated record. The transcript is spliced from 6 exons. Gene Ontology annotation, cellular component: membrane. Gene Ontology annotation, biological process: transmembrane transport; intracellular monoatomic ion homeostasis. Lineage: Eukaryota; Viridiplantae; Streptophyta; Magnoliopsida; Ranunculales; Papaveraceae.
AAAAAGAAAAUGAAAGAAAAGAAAAGGUUACGUAAACCUAUAGGCCGUAGGAAGAAUAGAAUGAUCACUCGUCAAUGAAAAUUAUGCUGAACUUGUUUUUGUAGUGGUGUGUCACUAUUGGAAAUAGCAUAAUGGGAGCGCAAGUUAGAUGGAAAACUGAAUCAAGUAGUGGGAUUUAACCUCAAGCUCCACCAAAAUUUGGCAUUCUGGUAUCUAUAAAUAGUCGGUUUUCGGGGUUGCACAUUCAAACAUUCUUUGGUCAGUUGGGAGGCUAUAGUUGAUUUCAGUUCACUGUCAUGAUGACUUCACCCAAGGAAAGAUUUCCUGAAGAACAACCAUCCAGUUUCAAAUUUGAAACUCCCAUAACAUUCACUAGCUUGGAUGGCGUACCAGAGAGUUCUACGCCAAAUGAUCGGUCUCACCUCACAGGUGUUCCAACUUCGAGUCCAUUAACUGAUCUCGCAAAUGCUAAGAGUGACUCAAAUGCAUCUGAAGCCAUUGAUGAAUCCCACCAAAUAGGAUCCGUUUCCAUAAGCAUGCCAUGUUCUCCUUUAGGGGUUAACAUUGAAGACGCAAGAAAAGUUCUCUUCAGUCGUAGUGUUGGAACAGGUAUACAAAUUGGGAAACCAGGCCGUCCUGUUGGGUAUGAAACUGCUAACAAACAAACAAAUAUCGCGAUUUUUCACUCUCUGCCUAUAACGUCAGGUAGCUCAACAAAUGCAGAGGAGCUUCCCGCAGGAAAGUCACGGAUUGAUAGAUUAAAGGAUAAAAGAUUUGAUUCUUUCAAAACAUGGUCUGGGAAAUUUGAGAGGCAGUUAUCACAUUUACGCGGAAAGCAUCAAGAACCUGAUGAAGAUGAGGCUAACGUUCCACAGAAUACUGAGAUGGAGAACUUGCCUGUGCAUCGAUACUUUGAUGCACUCAAAGGCCCUGAAUUGGAAACUCUCAGGGAUACAGAGGAAUUGGUUCUUCCAAAAGACAAGAAGUGGCCGUUUCUACUCCGUUUUCCCAUCUCUGCAUUCAGUAUAUGCCUUGGACUUAGCAGCCAAGCCAUCCUAUGGAAGGCGCUAGCUACAUCUCCGUCAACAAGAUUUCUCCAUAUAAGCAUGGCUGUCAACCUCAUUCUAUGGUGGAUCGCUGUUAUUAUCACUUCCAUAGUGUUUUUCAUUUACUUUCUCAAAGUUGUGUUUUACUUUGAAGCAGUUCGCCGCGAGUAUUUUCACCCAAUACGCGUCAACUUUUUCUUUGCACCAUGGGUAACUUUACUUUUCUUGGCACUCGGAAUCCCUCCAUCGCAUGUUGAAACACUGCAUGCUGCUUCGUGGUAUAUUCUGAUGACACCAAUCUUGUGUCUCGAACUUAAAAUAUACGGGCAAUGGAUGUCAGGAGGUCAACGUAGGCUCUCAAAAGUGGCAAAUCCUUCAAAUCAUCUUUCUAUUAUUGGGAACUUUGUUGGUGCAUUGUUAGGAGCAUCGAAUGGAUUAAAAGAAGGGCCUAUAUUCUUCUUUGGCGUCGGAUUAGCUCACUAUGUGGUCUUAUUUGUUACACUGUACCAGAGACUUCCAACUAAUGAGACCCUUCCGAAGGAGCUUCAUCCUGUUUUCUUCCUGUUUGUUGCUGGACCUAGUGUUGCUUCUAUGGCAUGGGCAAGGAUUCAAGGGACGUUCGAUUACGGGUCGAAGAUUUGCUACUUCAUUGGCUUGUUCCUUUACUGCUCAUUGGCUGUUCGGAUAAAUUUCUUCAGAGGAUUCAGGUUCUCCCUGGCAUGGUGGGCUUAUACUUUUCCAAUGGCAGGGGCUUCCAUCGCAACAAUCAGAUACUCAAAUGUAGUAAAAAACCCAUUAACACAAACUAUGUCCGUCAUACUCUCGGCCAUAUCUACCUGCGUAGUAACUGCUCUUCUGAUCUCCACUGUUUACCAUGCUUUUGUAUUACAAAACCUUUUCCCUAAUGACAUUGUCAUUGCCAUUGCACAAAAGAAAGCAAAGCCAAGUAAGAAGUUUCGUGGAAAACGGAAAGGAUUAAAGGAGGGUAAAAACAAUGAAUUCUCUCUAACACCAACAACCUCUUCUGAUUCUAAAGACAUCGAGUCCUCUCUUGUCUAACCACACAACCGAAGUUAGAUCGGUUUGGUCGAUGUCGCUAUCCAGUAUCUCCUGUGAUUCAUAUCUUUUGUACAAGUAGAAUUUCAGUAAAUUUCUCUUUUACUGGAAGACAAUAUGAAAAAUGAGACAGUAUAUAUGCUGAUGGCGUUGUACUUGUUAACAUAUGCCAUAUGAGGUAUCACCAUUGUUCUCACUUCUCAGAAAGGUUAUUAUACUGUUAUGGACGAGAAAUUAAAUUAAAUCUUAAUAAUAAUAUUAUUAAUUCA